AUGCAGAGGUGUACUAGUUUUCUGUUUGUCUGCUUAAUCUUCUGUGCUGCCCUCUCAGAGACAUUCGGGCUGGUUUUAUCAGCUAAAGAGAAAAGGGGAUGGACUGUGAAUAGUGCUGGUUAUCUGCUCGGCCCACGUCGUAUUGAACAGCUCCUCAAGGAAAUACCCAGUGCAAGGGGGAAAGAAGAGCCACCUGGGGAAUAUGCGAUAGACAGAGUUUUUAAUGACAAGCAUGGUCUAGCUGGUAAACGUGACAUACAACCUGAAGAAAAUACAAAAGCUGGUACUUUUGGAAGACCAAUGACUGACAAUAUUAUGCGUGCAGUAAUUGAAUUUUUGACCUACUUACGUCUUAAAGAAGCCGGCGCUCUUGAUAACAUGUCUACUACAGUUUCUUCAGAAGAAAUGGAUCAAUCUUGA
This is a messenger RNA of Elgaria multicarinata webbii, 420 nucleotides long. It is a transcript of the gene GAL, whose product is annotated as galanin and GMAP prepropeptide. Gene Ontology annotation, cellular component: secretory granule; extracellular region. The transcript is spliced from 6 exons. NCBI's taxonomy places the organism in Eukaryota, Metazoa, Chordata, Lepidosauria, Squamata, Anguidae. The coding region runs from base 1 to 420 and encodes 139 amino acids. Gene Ontology annotation, biological process: neuropeptide signaling pathway. Gene Ontology annotation, molecular function: galanin receptor binding; neuropeptide hormone activity. The record is from RefSeq and is a predicted model, not a curated record.